Molecule: messenger RNA, 468 nt
Organism: Penicillium digitatum Pd1
Lineage: Eukaryota; Fungi; Ascomycota; Eurotiomycetes; Eurotiales; Aspergillaceae
Product: proteasome assembly chaperone 3
Biological process (GO): proteasome assembly
Source: RefSeq, a predicted model, not a curated record
AUGGCUGAAUCCUUUGACACAAGCCCUCUGGAGAAUUCCCUUAACCUACCUUUUCCUGCUACCACGAAGCAGAUCGCGGGGUUGGUCAAUGGCAUACAAACAGACGUGGUGAUUAUGAGCUUUAGCGAUAAAAUCAUGGUCACAAUCUCACAGGCAGGACGAUUAGCACAUUGGUUGCAUGUGCCGAUGGAGAACCAGAACCCAGGCACUGAGGGCAUGCACACCCUCGCUGAGGGCGACGACACUCUCUUACCCCUCAAAAGCCUAACCACCACUACCUUACUAGGUGGCUACUCUCCAGGACAAGAUACAUCCGGUCAACUACUUGCUCGUCAGAUUGCUACGGCUAUUGCAAUGAAAACACCUAGUGAAAAGAGAUUACUACUUGUUGGCCUUGGCCUUGGAAAGUCAAUUGCUGAUAGAGAUUCAUUUUUUGCAAUUGUUGAUCUGGCUUUGCAAUGCCUAUGA